Molecule: messenger RNA, 981 nt
Organism: Fusarium musae
Lineage: Eukaryota; Fungi; Ascomycota; Sordariomycetes; Hypocreales; Nectriaceae
Exons: 1
Coding region: 1-981 (326 amino acids)
Biological process (GO): positive regulation of transcription by RNA polymerase II
Cellular component (GO): nucleus
Molecular function (GO): DNA-binding transcription factor activity; transcription cis-regulatory region binding
Source: RefSeq, a predicted model, not a curated record
AUGAAGCCGUUACCACUGGAAGAUUUCGUUUGGGCUGGUAUUCACCUUGUUGAUGUCAUCGCCCAUUUGGAGACGCUCGAGAUCUUCAGUAUGCUCCAGGGCCAAUGGGAGGUCCAUCACCAGGCUGCAAGGAAGGUCUUGGACCAUGUCGAGACAACUGUUCCACUUGGAAACCGCAGUUCAACAUCGGCGAUAGCGGAAGUAUUGUCUAACUUGCCAGAAGGUGAUGUGCGACGACGAUCGCUGCAACUUUCCAUCUUUAACUUUAUUUGGAUUGAUGUUCUGGCUAUGUCUACCUUUGGUGCGGUGUCAUACUGCCCUUGCGCCUUCGACUAUCUGCCUCUUCUAGAUUCUGAUAUAAUCAGGUCGCAGGACUUUAUGGGUUGUCAGAGCCAAGUCUUUGCCAUUGUCACCAGAAUUACAAGACUUGAGCAAUUGCAGCUGAUGCACCAAGGUGAAAAGCACCAGGAGUUUACAGGACCGGAAUUACAACAACAACACAGCGAACUAGAAAAGCAGCUUGGGUUUGUCUGCCGGGCUCUUGGAGAAGACAUUGAGGGCCUUGAAAGUGUACAUUCAGGUCUAGACCUCGACGCUGCAAUGAUAAGUCUCAUCUGGGCUUAUGGUGCCAGAGUCUUGUUGCAAGUUGUAAUUGCUCCAAUUAUGUCCGAGCAAAGGAGUAUCGACCAGACCUUUGUUAACAUUUGCCUCGAGAAACUGGAGGCUCUCCCUACACGUCUGGUGAUGCGUACAGCCUGGCCGUAUACGAUCACCGGAUGCAUGGCUAUGAGCGAGUCGCAACAUCACCGGUUUCGCCAAAUCCUUGAUCGGGUGCUGCAAGAAGCGCAAGCCCCUGGAAUAACGUGGAAAGGUCUUAUUGUGAUGGAGGAAUGUUGGAGACUCCGAAGAAUGCACCCUGGUCAAUAUUUCGGAUGGAGAGAAGCCAUGAAGAGUCUUGGUGCCAGGGUAAUUUUGACGUAG